Parastagonospora nodorum SN15 is the source of this 555-nucleotide messenger RNA. RefSeq lists its product as hypothetical. The transcript has 2 exons. The record is from RefSeq and is a predicted model, not a curated record. The coding region runs from base 1 to 555 and encodes 184 amino acids. NCBI's taxonomy places the organism in Eukaryota, Fungi, Ascomycota, Dothideomycetes, Pleosporales, Phaeosphaeriaceae. Gene Ontology annotation, biological process: mycotoxin biosynthetic process.
AUGUUCCAAAACAACAUUUUCUCUUACUCUCUUACCUUGCAAGAUGAGCCAGAUUCGACACCAGACAAAGAAGACGCACUCCCUUCUCCACGGCCACGGCGCUACUCACAAAAAGCCAUCUUCACCACCGCCAUAAUAGCACUCAUCUCAAUACUAUGUUUCGCAUUUGCCGUCUUCGAAAUGCUCCAACUCACUUCACCCGCCCUCCUAUCUCCGGAUAGUUUCUUUCCUGACUUCCCAAGCGUAAAGAUGAAAUUCGUAGAAGGCGAAGACAACGACUUCAUGCGCUUCGAUGAAGUAGGCGACGCGGCGUGGAACGGGAUGAUUCCAAGUACUCUCUAUCUAAUCUCACCACCUCACAAGUACCUUUCACUGACUGCUGAAUCAGAUGGUGCCGGAUACGUCAAAGUAGACCGUCCAAGGCGGUACGACAUGGAAUCCAGCGUUCCUUACGGCCUGGGCAACGAAGACGCAGAAGUCUACCAAGCCUCCGUAGUCCACCAACUUCACUGCCUCGUACAUCCCCUCCUCCCACCCCCCAUUCCCACCUUCUGA